AGACCUCCAGCUCCAAAGAAAUUAGGUGCCGUAGCAGCCUCCAGAGCCGCGGUUCCGGGGGUUCCCGGCGGGCAGCACCUGGGGCGGGCACACGGAGCGGGCGCGGCUCCGCGCCCCGCCCGGCCGGGCCCCGCGCGCCCCUCGGGCCCCGCGCGCCGCCGGCCCGCAGGCAGAAAAGCGCCGCGGCCGCGGGGGAGGCUGCAGCAGAGCCAGGGGCGGGGGGCUGCGCUGCACCGCUCACCCUGUUCUGCCGCAGAGAGAGGUGCCGGAGAGGAGAGUGGGGCCGAGGAGCUGCUCUAACUUUGUAGUAGUGCUUUGGUUAAGCUGAUGCCAGUGAGUGCACAAAGUGGAUAUUGCAAGUUUUUUGGAAAGCGUAUUUGCUUCGUAGAUUAUCUGCAGUAGGUAUGAAGCAAACUAAAAUCUGGUGGUGUUUUUAAAGCCCCUUGUAACUGCUGCCUUUCAUGCAAGAUUUCUGAAUUGCUUUAGAGAAAAUUCCUAAACCUGUGUGCCUUAAUGAAUAAAGACAAGCUUCCUGGGUACAGUAAAAGUUAAUACAGUUAGAUGCAAGCCAAAUAGAAGAGCUUACAAAACAAUAUAAGUUGUUUUAUUACAAGCAGAGAAUCAAUCAAUGGCAGUUUCACUCAGUCUUCGUCACUGUAACAGAAGGACUGGCUGUAAGAUGGAUGAGUCUGGUUUUUCUGUCGCUGUUUGGAUGUUUGUUUGCCUCUGUGCAUCUGUGGUUGGCUAUCCAAAUGGAAAAGUAAGAGAAGCCUGUACUAGCAUGGUACCCUGUCAUGGUAGCUCUCCUCAGCUGUCACCUGAGCACACCAUUGCAGUGAAUGGGACUGAAUUUAAACCAGGGGACAGCAUAGAAGUUCAUUUGUCUGGACCAGAUUUUGAAGGAUUUUUCAUACAAGCCCGGGAUGCAGAACAUCUGGAUAGCCCUGCAGUUGGUUCUUUUGUGUUGGCUGACCGGAGGCGUUCUCAGCUGCUGACAUGUGGUCGUACCAAGAAUUCAGCUGUCAGUCACACAAGUAAAUCAAAAAAGAAAGACAUAAAAGUUUAUUGGGUUGCUCCUGGAGAUGCUCCAAAACAUGUACAGUUUCUAGCGACAGUUGUGAAGAAAUACAGGAUUUUCUGGGUAAAGAUUCCAGGUCCCAUUGUUUCUCAGCCUGAUGUCCUCUCCCCAACACCACCUUUGCACGCAACGUCAGAGGCUAUGUCAACUUCACACCCAGUUUCCUACAUAUCAAAGCCAUUUAGUGUAUCAGGUUGUGGAAUUAUGAAGUUCUGCAUUAGGAACCCUACAAACUGUGAUCCUGGAAGUGCAUCCUGUUUUUUUCUAUCCUUCCAACAAGAGGAGAGCUCAGUUUUUAUUGAAAUGAGUGGUCCAAGUGAAGGAUAUUUAGCAUUUGCAUUUUCCCAUGACCAGUGGAUGGGUGGUGAUGAUGCUUACCUGUGUGUUAAUGAGGAUCACCAUGUUCACGUGAGUGCUGCCCAUCUGAAGGAGCGAAGUCAUCCUCUCUUGGAUUCAGAGAAUUCCCUUGAAGAAGUGUCAUGGAGGCUUGCAGAUGGCCUUCUUCAAUGUUCUUUCAGAAGGAGUAUUCGUCUCCCUGCUUAUAAAGGGAGAUUUAACCUGGAUACCAGUUACUACAUCUUUCUGGCAGAUGGGGAAGCUAGUGAAGGUGGGCUCAUAUACAAACAUCAUCGUCAGCCCCUUGUCACCAAUGGACUGUACAACGUCACAGGUCUUCCUCAGGAUAUUGGAGGUUCCCGGGCCCCACGGCUUAUCAAGGCUCAUGGAGCACUAAUGUUUGUUGCUUGGAUUACCACAGUUAGUAUUGGUGUUAUUGUUGCACGAUUCUUCAAACCUGUCUGGUCUCAUUCAUUCCUACUUGGAAAGGAGUUGUGGUUUCAGGUGCAUCGUAUGCUUAUGUUAGUCACAGUCAUGCUGACAAGCAUUUCUUUUGUGUUGCCUUUUGUAUACCGAGGAGGUUGGAGCCAACAAGCAGGUUUUCAUCCUUAUCUUGGCUGUGCUGUGAUGGCUUUGACAAUCUUUCAACCACUUAUGGCAGGUUUCAGACCAUCUCGUCAUGCGCCAAGGAGGCAGUUGUUUAACUGGUUUCACUGGAGUGCUGGUACAACAGCUAGAAUAUUAGCUGUUGUGACUAUGUUCUUGGGAAUGGAUCUGCCUGCACUUGACCUGCCAGACCCGUGGGACACCUAUGCAAUGAUUGGCUUUGUAGCUUGGCAUGUUGGUACUGAUGUUCUGCUGGAAAUACACAGCUACUGUCUUGUUCGUAAAGCUGAAGUGAUAGAGGAUGACAGAGUACAGAUAUUGCAGUCACUAACAUCUGCAGAAGCAGAGGGUCGUCUGUUUAAACAGAUUGUGUUAACCAUCUAUGUCUGUGGAAAUAUAGUAUUCCUUGUUGCCUUCCUGAUAGCAAUCAGCCAAGUAUGAAAUAAGUAUUUGAGAAUUUUGUGACAAAAUACUGUGCAGUUGAAAAAUCUGCAAGAAAUACCUUUUAUUACAACUUUUUUCUCAACAUGUCCUUUUUCUUCAACAUCCCUGAAGAUGUAAUCGAAGAAUAACUGCACGUGCAUGUCAUGCUCAGUGUUGGGGAGGUCUGGAAUUCAAAUUUAGAGAGGAAUACUGCAGUCCUACAAAAGCUGUCUUCUGAUGGGACUCUUAAUGAACCUUUGCCUGAGUAAGGAAUGAAAGCUCUACUUUUUAAGCACACUAGUUAUAUAGGUUAAGAGGAGAUUGAGAAGGUGUGCUGAAAAUGUUAUUUUGAUAGUUCCCUAAACCUUUUGUGAAUAUUGUUGGGGGAACUGGUAAGAUAUGACUGAUCUGGAUCAGUCUGUCCACUUUACUGUGUUUUCAUAAUAUCUCAUGUGCCAGCUUCCUGCUCUUGAUGGUCUUGUGCAUAAGGAAAUCCCUAACCAAACAAGCCGUGAAACUUGGUGAAAAAUUGUCACAAAUGCAGGUUGAUGCAUGAGCUAAAUAGAUAAAACUAAAAUGCAAAAAGCACUGUCUGCUCUAAGAGCAGUGUAUUUACACAACAAAUACAGGAUUUUUGGAACUUCAGUCCUUUAGUAAAACCACCAUUUGCCUCAUUCAAAAUACUGCUCUGUCUCAACCCUCUUGGUGCUUCUAAAUCAUAAAGAGAGGAAGCAUGUUUGCAAUAUAAAUGCAUUCAAACCUAUUCUGACUUAUCCCAAAUUCAAACCUUCUUCAGCUAGGAAGAACCUAUCUGUGUUUAUGGAUUUCUGUUUUACUGUCUUUGGUUGUUUUGAAUUACUAGACUGUGUGAAUAAGAUGGCUUUAUGCCAAUUGAUGCUUUAGUGGGAGUGAAAAUACUUGCUCUGGAACGUUGCAGUUGUAUUUGUGCUAUUGAGCAAAACAUAAAUUGGGAGCUAGAUCAACUUCAGGAAAAGCAGCUUCUGCUAGUGCUAAGUGAGAGCCCUUUCAUCUGGCAUAUCUAGAAGACAGAACUAUAAGAAUUAUGUAACAAUUCUGCAAGAAUAUUGGAGGGCAAUUUUUUAGACAACAAAAGGUUUCUUCUAAUAUAUGAACUAGGUACAGAGACUAAAAAGAGACUAUAUUUAACUUUUUUGGUUCAUGGUUUGUCUAAGUAUGGAAGGAUACUCUUGAAAGGGCAUUUUUAAAAUGAAACCUUAAUACACUGUGCAGUUACAGUGCUUUGCAGUUGUUACGUGGCUCUAAACAGCUUGCUCCCACACAUUUUCAUUUUUCUUACUGGAAAGUAUUGAUUUUUAGUUGCAACAAUUGAAAGUAUAUUUUUAGGCUAGGGCUACUAAGGCAGUUGGGAAUGAAGGUGUUGGGAGUAUUGGAUAGAAUAGUGAGUAGUGAGGCCUGACUUGGUAUAGACUUUCACAGCAACAUCUCUACAAGUGUGGCCAGCUCUAAAAUACUUGUAGGUGUGGGUCAGGUGGUGGUAUUUUGCAGUUACCAAAGCUGUCUGGUCUCUCUCUACCUUCCCAAGUCCAUAGUGCAGCCUGUUGCAUGGACAGGUAAUAUUCAGGAAGCUACGUGUUUGCUUGUAGUCAGUGAUCUUUCUGGCUGCUCAGAUAUCUGAUUUAGCCAUAAGGGUGUUUAUGGAGCUGGGGUUAAUCUCUUUUUCAGCAGCAGCUGACUGCCAGUGAGUCCAAGUUGAAUCAUCUCCCUUAGAAAAGUCAUGUGCAGAUUGGGAAAGGGAAAUGAGUUAGUUACCAAGAAAUGAGUUACACAGUUGGCCCCAUGCUUCUUGUCCUUCAGCCUGGGUUGUGAGUGUUGGGUGUUUUUAGGCAACUCUGAUCUCAAAAGCCUGGGAAUCUCAGGCUCAUCUACUGUUAAAAAGUCUUGUGGGACUCUUUCAUCUGCUGUGAGUUUAUGGAAGAAAAAUCACUCAACCUAGGCAUGAUUGAUGGCUUUUUAAAUUAAGAUUAAUGCCAGAUCCUUUCUGUAAUACAAAAGCUGUACUGAGGGUUGUUUAAUUUACAUGUAACAAUGAACAUCGGUUUUAAAACAUGAAUGUAAAUAUCUCAAUAGAAGUUCUUGUCCUUUUUAGUAAUGUGAAAAUGCUGUCACAAGGAAACUAGAAAAGUCUUGCCUAGGAGCAAAAUGGAUUGUCUCUUUUUUGUAGCUGUUGUUUUAUACAUUAAACUAUGUAAAUCCUUCCUGGAGAAAUGAUUUUUGAAAUUGAAUGUUAAAAUAGUUUAACUUUUUAAAGGAGUUUCUUUUCCUCAAGAAGAAAAAAAAUGUCCUUGUUCCACAUGUAAUUCAACUUUAAAAUUGGCAAAAUUGUCAGUUGCUCUGGAUAACUUUUUUCUUCUUCUACUGCUUGCAGUAUUGUCUAGUUUCUUAUGGGAGCCCUUAUAUGAAGUAUUGUAACUUAAAUUGAUGGAAAAACUUGCUAAUUUUACCUAAUUUCUCUUCACACCACCACUCCUGCCCUUUUCCUGAAUAACUAGUUAGAGGAAUUAAUGUGCCAUUGUAUUCCAGUGUCUUCCAAAGUUUUUUGUGUACUCCUUUGAAAAAAAAUCUGUGGAAGUGUUUGAUAUUGGCAGGAACAUAGAUGGCAGGUAGAAAUUUGUGAUAAGUGUCACAAGUAGUUUAUUGUUUUGAUUGUUAGGUGCAGCCUCCAAAUACCAGUCAUCUGCUCUUGGUGUAGCUACCAGUCACGUUCUUGGCCUGUGUGCACUUUGAACUAAAAUUACUUGGUUCAAAUGUAAUGGAGUUCACACCUACUUUGUUUUACUUCUAGUAAUUUUUAGCUAGUUGACAUUUCAGGCUGCAGCACGAACCACGGAAAGGUGUAUUUAAUUUCUCCUUCUUACACUGAGUGCUACAUUGUUUCCUGUUUCAUAAAAAAUCACAAAAUGGGGAGACUUCCAGUUCUGUCUAAUAGUGGCCAUGUUUUUCCUUUACCCAGGGAAGCCUAAGGAGAGAUUUCCUGUUUUGUGUUCCAUCAGUUUGUAACACUACGUGGCGCCCUUGUUCAAAUAACAGCACUUCUGCUCGCUUUCUGUAAACUGUCAGCGAGAGGUUGACAUGUAGAGGCUUUCCAAAAUAGGAAGCGUUCCUAAAUGAACUAAUUGGAAAAAUUCUCAAGGUUUAUUAAGAAACUCAAUCUUUAAAUUCAAGCCAACUCAUACAGAUAGACAUUCUGGAAUGGGUGUUUGCUUGAUAUCUAUGCUUGAGCUUUUGUUUGAGCAGGUAUGGAUGGUUUUCUUUUGUCAUGUGGGUCUUGUCCUUUUGCAGACAACUGAAGAUGAACAGUGAUCACUAAGGGGAAACUGCAGUAUUCUGCAUUUCUGUGCAGAAGUUAAUACCUCAGUGGUGUUAGACCUUUGGUGCAGGCUGAAGUAAGUGGUGUCCAAGUGAAUGGAAGGAUGGUUAACAGGGAUGAUCUGCUAGUAGGUCUGAGAAAUUCUUUGCUCACAUAAAUCUGAUUCCUUCUCUAAGGGGUUUGUGUGAAGGAGGAAGUGGUUGUGUAUACCUGAGAAAGUGGGACAGGACAAGUUCUUCAGAACAGGCUUGGAACCACUUGGUUUAGUUUAUACCUGACCUAGUUCAACCACUAUUUAGCUUCUGUUGGUCUUCCUUCUACUGUGCAACAGUGACUUUGCAUAAUGUAAACCACAAAACUGCAUCACUCUGAAGUAGCAAUUUAUCACAAUCAUCCCACACAAAUGAUAUGCACUUAAGAAGAACUGCAGCUUCAGCUUUGCUUCAGAGAGACUUUUGUCUUGUGGGGCCUUAGAAAUCACUUGGCUUUAAUGAUGAAUUAGUUUUGCAUGGCAUCUCUACUGACAUUUGAAAAGAUGAUUUGCCACCUUUCUGUUCCUGUUGAUACAGGAUGUAGGAAAACUUUGGGGCUGUAGCACUCAGAUGAUGAACAUUCCUGCUUUCCAGAAGUACAAAACUUUUCAGUCUUUCCUUUAAACUACUUUGACUAAUAUUGUGAUGGUAGUUGCUCCCUUUUUCCAUAUUAUUUAAGUUUAAUAGAACAGGUUGUUGGGGGAGCAGAGGAUGAGUGUCCAUAGCCAUCUGCUGCUGUUGCAAAAAUUGUUUGUGACUACUUCAUAUCAUUCACCUACUCUUGUUUUUUGGAGUAUCCUUAAGAGUUGAGGCUGAAGCCUUCUGCUCUCACAACCAGGAAAUAACAGAAGAAGCAUAAGGAAAAAAUCCACUAUAAAAUAACAACAACAAACAACAGGAUAGACAUAGAGAAACUGUACUAUAAUAAAAUUUAUUUGUUCAUAUUUAUUAUUCUACUCUCCAGGUAACCAUUUCUGACAAGUGUUAAAAUUUGAGAAUAUUACCCACAUCAGACUGGGAGCCACCAAAUGUUUAGAGGCUACAAAUCAGUCAAUUACUACCAUCGUGCCUCAGUAUGAGGUAGUAACUUUGGAUUCCUGCUUUGAAAAAAAUACCAGUGAAAAAUUAUAGUUUAGUGGGUUUUCUUUGGUGUUUUUGGUUUUUUGUUUGUUUGUUUUUUGGUGUUUUUUUUGCUGGUGCAUAAUUUGAGUCAGGUAUACCAGAAUGACACAAACUGAGCCUUAUCUGUUUAGUGUUACAAACAAGACUAAGACCUAGUGAAUUAAAGCUGUUGUACUGAUUUCAAUAUAAUGGUAUAGUGUGCUAUGAGGCAUUUUUUUCUCCCCAAGAACUAUGCACUGGAAAAUCUGACUAGGAUGGGUUUUUUGUAGGUGUGAUUGAACCUGCUUUUAGGGCCCUUACCUCCUCUAUCAUGUGGAAAGAAUUAGCCUUUUUUUUGGUGGGAGCCUUGAAACUUGCAGGAGAACUGUGCCCAGCAGUGGCUGCACC
Molecule: messenger RNA, 7333 nt
Organism: Poecile atricapillus (Black-capped chickadee)
Lineage: Eukaryota; Metazoa; Chordata; Aves; Passeriformes; Paridae
Gene: FRRS1
Product: ferric chelate reductase 1
Exons: 17
Coding region: 629-2461 (610 amino acids)
Molecular function (GO): oxidoreductase activity, acting on metal ions
Source: RefSeq, a predicted model, not a curated record